UUAAAAAGUAGCUAUGGCUGUUUGUUUACUUUUUGUCGGUUUUUAAACACGAUAAUAAUUCAAGUAGAACAGAAAAAUGGUGAUUGUUAAUUCAUUCCACCACCCGGAAUCAAAUAUUCGCUGCGAACAAAGAAAUGUACGUGCCAUACUGGACAAAAAGGACCUAGGAUUAGGAACGUUAUUUGUCAGUGAAAGCGCACUGUGCUGGCAGCAAAAAGAUGAUAUUGGUUUCUCAAUUAGUUAUCAAGAUAUUUCGCUUCAUGCUAUAUCUAAAGACGCCAAUGUUUACACAAAGGAAUGCUUGUAUAUUAUAAUUGAUUCGCACGUUCAUAUGCCAGGAGACUCAUCGCCUCAAAAUAGGGAGAAUACCGAAGAUAGUGAUGCUGAAUCGGAACCAGACCUGUCGGAAUUGUUGUUAGUUCCCGAGGAGGAUAGCACCAAUACAAUACCGAUUAUUUACGAAGCUCUCAAACUGUGUCAGGAAUUAAAUCCCGAUCCGGACGACAUGGACGACGAAGAAGACGAUAAUAUCUUUGUAGACGCCGAAGACGACAUGGAUGAAGGGGAAUAUGAAAUCACAGAGAGAGGUGGAGGAGACGCAGACGUAGACGAAUUAUCCAGAAGGCUACAAGGGAAUUCCGUGGAUAUCCAGUACAAUUACGGUAAUGGGAACGAUGACGAAGAAUUCCAGGAUGCUGAUUGAGGCUUUCACUUUAUGAACUUAUAUGUAUUCUGCAAUUUCGUGUAAUAAUACAGUUUUGUAACUACCCGCUGAACAAUUUUUUGUGUAUUGGUCUUAUUUCUAUUGUUAUAAAAUAAACGAUAAUCAAACAAU
Anoplophora glabripennis (Asian longhorned beetle) is the source of this 835-nucleotide messenger RNA. RefSeq names its product methylosome subunit pICln. Bases 77 to 703 code for a protein of 208 amino acids. Lineage: Eukaryota; Metazoa; Arthropoda; Insecta; Coleoptera; Cerambycidae. The record is from RefSeq and is a predicted model, not a curated record. Gene Ontology annotation, biological process: mRNA cis splicing, via spliceosome; cell volume homeostasis; chloride transport. The transcript is spliced from 5 exons. Gene Ontology annotation, cellular component: cytosol; spliceosomal complex; pICln-Sm protein complex.